AUGAGCGCCAGAACGAGAAGACAAAAAGCCGCCCUGGCUGCUCAAUCAGAGGAUAGCGACGUGACAACUACAAGCAACGGCACGACGCGGAAACCCCCCCAAAAAAACAGCUCCCCUUCUCCUGACGCGGAAGCUAGGGAGAAUGUGUUUCUUUUUAUUCCGAACCUCAUCGCGCGCUACUACAAUCAGUCCACCACUUUUGGUGCGGUGCUCGACAUGGUGACGGACCGAUGCACAACCGCCUGUCUACUGGUAUUCCUCAGCUCCGCGUGGCCGCGGUGGGCCAUCCUUUUCCAGAGCCUGAUUUCUUUGGACCUCGCCAGUCACUAUAUGCACAUGUACGCCACGCUUAGCAUGGGAGGAGCGAGCCAAAGCCACAAGAACGUCGAGGCCACCAGAAGCUGGAUUCUGUACCAAUACUAUCACAGCAAGACUGUCCUUUUCAUUUGCUGUGCCCUCAAUGAACUUUUCUUCAUUGGUUUAUACCUGCUUUCCUUUUCCUCUCCUAUUCUCUCCCCCUCUCUUCUUCAAGCUCAAGAUCCCAGUGCGCCUCCAGCUCUCGCUAGUCCCUGGAGCGCCGGAGCUCUGGAGCUUGCCCGGGCAAACAAGAUUGACAGCUUCUGGCCUUGGGUUAUCACCGGAAUCUCCGCCCCAGUCAUGGCUUUGAAGCAAUUCAUCAACGUCGUUCAGCUGGUGAAGGCUAGCAAAUGGCUUGCUGAAGGUGAUCGUGCCAGACGCAAGGCUGAACGGGAGGGGAAGACACUGUAG
Aspergillus fumigatus Af293 is the source of this 768-nucleotide messenger RNA. NCBI's taxonomy places the organism in Eukaryota, Fungi, Ascomycota, Eurotiomycetes, Eurotiales, Aspergillaceae. The record is from RefSeq and is a predicted model, not a curated record.